Molecule: messenger RNA, 540 nt
Organism: Brenthis ino (lesser marbled fritillary)
Lineage: Eukaryota; Metazoa; Arthropoda; Insecta; Lepidoptera; Nymphalidae
Source: the annotation of a GenBank genome assembly
AUGGAAACAUUUCGAAGACCGUUUAAAGCAGUUGACACAAAUCUCCAGAAUGACUUUUUCUCUGAGGAAGAAUUAAGAUAUGUAUCGAAUGAUCUACGCAAAAUUAUUGUACAGCAUAGUAAAAUUGUAGAGUUUUCGGCCAGAUUUUUAAAAGUUUUUGGACCAAUGCUGCUGCUUAGUUAUUUAUUUCAUUUUGUGAGCGGCUGUGUGCUACUCUUCGAGUGCUCUCAGAUGAAUAAGGAGGAUGCAGCGCUUUAUUUGUCAUUAACUUUCGUCUUAUUUCAACAAAAUAUACAAAUAUCAUUUGCAUUUGAGCUACUUACGUCAGUGAGUAGCGAUUUUAGUACCGCAGUAUACAAUCUCCCUUGGGAAUGUAUGGAUGUGGGCAAUAGAAAGAAGGUCCAUAUAAUGUUGAUGAAAUCUCAGAGAUUAUUGCCUGUUAAAGCUAUGGAUAUGAUAAAUGUUGGAGUGCGAACUAUGGUCUCGAUUUUAAAAGCAUCAGUCACCUACUUCAUCAUGUUGAAAUCGUUUGCAACAAAA